AUGUUUGUCUUCCGUCGAGACGACCUCCCAGCAGACCCUGAGUUCCAAGCCCGGCUGGACAAACUGGGAUACUUCAUCAAUGACAAGGACCAGAUCCGCCAAAUCUCUGACCCCGAGCAGGAUUUCAAGUUCAAAAUCAACAGGAACCCAAGAUGGAACGAGCGACAGAGAGAAGUGAUGAACGCUUGUAUCCGAGAUAUCGUCCUCUCUCGUCUGCGUGCUCUAGGCCUAGCCACCCUAAAACUUCCGCUAUUUUCUGCGCCUGGUGAUCCUCAGGUUCCAGUCCUGGUUUCCUCGAACCUGUCGACUGCGUCCAGGGUUAUCGUCGUGCUCGGUGAGCCUGUACAGGACCUGGCCAUCUGGGCAUACCGCAGUGUCGGCGCAAAGAGCAUCGACGUUGGCUCUGCAGUGCACUUUGCCCGUGCCGUUCUGCAUCCAGACAAUUCUUCACGUCCAGGAACUGGCACGAACGGAACCGCUUCUCCCCAUGCAGUCCCCGACCACUCCGAUACGGAUACGGCGCUUAUCCUGGCAAACACCGGUCAACUGAUCUGGCACUGUGGCUCGCAGAGCGCAAUCACGAUACAGUCAUGGCUUGCUCUGCCUCGUGCAUCGGCCGUGGAUUCGUCGUUGACCAUGUCACACAGGAACAAGAUCCCUAGAAAUGGAAACUGGCAGGAACAUAUUGACUGCGUGUUUGACGAGAUCAUGGCCCCGGGAAGUCGUCUCGUCAGCCCUGAUGCGCAGAUUCAGAUCGUGGGUAUCGCGGACGGUGGGCUGGGCGCGAUUAGGUAUUUGGCUGGUCGUUGGGAAACCUGGCACACGCGCAUCAAUGCCAUCUGCCUGACCAACCCACUCCACUUCACUCACCUCGAGCUCCGCACCAACGCAGAUGUCGAUGUCGAUGUCGAUGUCGAUGUCGACUCCACCGCCGCCACCUCACCCACCUCUCCUCUUCCUGCAUCUUCCUUCGCAACAUUUAUCGCCACCCGCUGCCGUGCCUACGUCCUGUCUGAAGAACCCAUCAACAUGCCCGUCCCUGGCGCCGCCGAGCACGGCUGCAAUUGCUUCGCGUCCGGCGAGGCGCUGAACAUCGAGUGUAUCUUCCCGAGUGCUUGCGACGCCAUGCUCGCGUGGCUGAAUAUGACUUAUCGAGAUUCUGAGUUCUGUGAGGCAGCGUUUGAGGUGGUGGAAGUUGAUGGGGAGGAUGGGGAUAUGUCUGCUGGGGGUGGGGUGGAGGUUAUUUCUACGGGUUCGGCCUGA
Molecule: messenger RNA, 1263 nt
Organism: Aspergillus affinis
Lineage: Eukaryota; Fungi; Ascomycota; Eurotiomycetes; Eurotiales; Aspergillaceae
Exons: 4
Coding region: 1-1263 (420 amino acids)
Biological process (GO): regulatory ncRNA-mediated heterochromatin formation
Cellular component (GO): nucleus
Molecular function (GO): siRNA binding
Source: RefSeq, a predicted model, not a curated record